ACUACUUUUCUUUUUUAUAAAAAUUUAUGUACUGUUGUCAUUUAUUUUUGUAAUUGUAAACUUCAUGGCUACUUAUGUACAUCAAAAUGGUAAAUAAAAAUAUUCAAUGAUAAAGUCUGUACAAGAUAAAAUUAUGGGCUCAUACACGGAUAUGGGAAAUACUGAGACUCUUUGGGAAACAAAUAUUAAAAAAACUACCGAAAAUCAGAUGAGGAAGGCCUUAAUAGCCAUUGUGCAUGAAAUACAAAGAUACCACACUGAAUCGCCAACAAUAAGUUAUAAUAGCAAAGAAGAAAUAUUUAUAGACUUAAUAAAAUUUAAAUCAAAUUUAAAACUAAAAAGAAAGCAAGUUAAAAACCUUCGUAUAAAUCUUAACAUUGCAUGCAUAGUUGCUAAAACAUUGCUAACUGCUAAAGAAAAUGAUACAGUUGCAUUCAAUAAACAAAUACAUUUAGUAGGAAGUCACUGUAACAAUUUACUUCAGAAUAAUAAAAUGAACGAAACAAUAAUAGAAAAAUUUAAAUCGCAAAAUCGAAUACUAACACAGAAAAUGUACAACAUUGGACAUUUAAUUAAUCUCGGCUACAUAGAUAUGCAAAAAAUGCAAGAUUCACGUGUCGAUGAAUUAACUACAACGGAGCAAUUAAAGGAAUUAUUUGUGACUUGCGGUCAUUACUAUGCAAAAUAUUAUAAUGAACAUGAAAAAAGGUUACGACUGGAACGUAAGAAUCGGUUUUUGAGUAAUAAAAUAAAUAUAAUGGAAAGCAGCAUAGAAGCUAUUAAUAAAGAACUUAUUGCUUUACGCCACCAAAACGUAAGAUUACAAAAAGAAAAUAAUUACAUGAGAAAAAUGCGAAGUUGUUUCCCUAGUAAUAUUGAUUGCAAUAUAAUAAAUAGUUUAAGCUCAAUUUACUUUUGGCGACAAUACAAGAAUGAAAAUGUUAAAAAAGAUAGUGACAAAUUUAAAAAUGAACAAUCGAUUAUUUCCAAAUCAAGAAAUAUAGAUUUUACAUCGCAUUUAUCAUUGGUCGAAAUGUUAAUUUGUGACCAAGAUAGUAUGUUAAGAGAUUUAAAUAAAUUGUCAGAAGAAAUAAAAAAAUCAACCGAUCAACCGAUACGAGACUAAUCCAUGUACAUUUACCGAUCUGUUAAAUAUAACAACAAUGAAUGAUAAGUAAUUAAUUGUGAAUACUAAAUAAUUGUACAUAUACCUACGUUUCUACAGACAAUAGUAUUUCAUUAGAAUUGAACAUAUAAAAACCUCUAUGAUUAAAAUCCUAGCUAUCUACAUUUACGUCUAAAAUAGAGUUGCCAACCAAAUAAAAUAAAGUUAAAAAACAGUAUUUGAAACUGAAAAGACCGAAAUAUU
Molecule: messenger RNA, 1369 nt
Organism: Achroia grisella
Lineage: Eukaryota; Metazoa; Arthropoda; Insecta; Lepidoptera; Pyralidae
Exons: 3
Coding region: 107-1126 (339 amino acids)
Source: RefSeq, a predicted model, not a curated record